Messenger RNA from Papaver somniferum (opium poppy), 1791 nucleotides. RefSeq lists its product as uncharacterized. Gene Ontology annotation, molecular function: RNA-DNA hybrid ribonuclease activity; nucleic acid binding. NCBI's taxonomy places the organism in Eukaryota, Viridiplantae, Streptophyta, Magnoliopsida, Ranunculales, Papaveraceae. The coding region runs from base 1 to 1791 and encodes 596 amino acids. The transcript is spliced from 4 exons. The record is from RefSeq and is a predicted model, not a curated record.
AUGGAAUGGAAUUACAUCAUUCGUAUUUUCAGAAAUUUUGGUUUCUCAGAGAAAUGGUGUGAUCUCAUUUCUGAAUGUAUUUCAACAGUCAAAUCCACAGUUCUGUUGAAUGGGAUACCAGGUAUACCUUUUAACCCUACUAGGGGUCUUCGACAAGGGGAUCCCUUGUAUCCGUAUCUGUUUAUAACUGCUUUGGAGGGGUUAUCCAGAUUAUUUUAUCAAGCUGAACAAGAUAAAACUUUCGCUAGAAUGCAAAUUAAUAAAAGAUGUCCAGUUAUCUCACAUCUUCUCUUUGCCGAUGACUGUUUUAUCUUCUGUAAGGAAAAUAUUGCUGAGUGUUUUGAAUUUCCUGUCUCUGUGUUAGAAAAGUUUGAUAGGAUUCAACGAGACUUUUGGUGGAAUAAAAAUAAUCCUAAGAAGGCUUAUUACCCGAAAGCUUGGUGUACUGUUUAUACACCCAGAUCUUGUGGAGGUUUAGGUAUUCGUAAUCCACAUAAAAUGAAUGUUUCUCUUUUAAGUAAGCUUGCUUGGAGGCUUCUAAAUAAUCCAAAUGAUCUUUGGAUCAGGACAAGUAUUAGGAAAGGUAUAGAAAUUAUAAAAGAGAAUAGUAUUUGGGAAAUAGGCAGUGGCACAAAUGUUCAAAUAGCUAAGGAUAAUUGGAUUCCAAAAACAGGUAUAUUUAAUAACUGGCAGCAUGAAGACUUGGUUUAUGUUUCAGAUUUGACUGAUAUAGAUGGACAAUGGAAUAAGGGUUUAAUAGACUUUGUUUUUCCUGAGACUGUGGCUUCUAAAAUUAAGGCCAUUUAUAUAAACACACAAAAUCAAAAUAAAUUGAGAUGGUUAGGAAACAGGAAUGGUGAAUUCUCAACAAAAUCAGCUUAUAAGAUCAUUUCUAGAGAAGAUCAUAUUACAAAUGACAAAAUUUGGCAUAUGAAAUUGAUUCCUAGGGUAUCUCUUUUUACUUGGAAGAUGACAGCGGAUGUGCUUCCAUUGAGAGCAAAAAUGAAUGAUUUUCUUAAGCACACAGAGCUUUUUUGCUUACUAUGUAAAAAGAACAUACUGGAAACCUCUGCGCAUUUGUUCAUUUCUUGUAACUUUACAAGAGCUGUCUGGUUUGGUCUUGGUUUACAAAUUCCAGCAUAUGAUGGAAAUUUCUUAAAUUGGGUUAUGUCCUGGUUUUCAAAAGCACUAUGGGAUUACAAAGAAGUAUUUAGCAUUAUCUGUUGGAAAAUUUGGAACUACAGAAAUGAUGUCAAUUUCAAAAAACUAGAUCCUAAUCCUUUAGACUGUAUAAAAGAAAUUAGGGAUUUUCUGAAACAGUGCGACUCUUAUUCUGAAACAGAUGGAUCUUUUGGAAUUGGAAUUGUCUUUUGGUUAAACAAUAAAGUUGCUGACAUCAAUUUCUUAUCAGGAACAAUCACAGGAUCAGCAGCAGCAGAAGCAUUAGCACUACAACAGACAGUUAGAUGGGAAAAGGAGCUAAAGAUAAAUAAUCUUAGGAUUAAAGCGGAUUGUAUGGAUGCAGUUAUUUUUUUGAACAACAGGGCAUCAACUUGUGAUUGGAGAUCAAUAGCUAUUCUAAAGGAUGUCCAUAUUUUGUUGGGAAAUUUUGAACAUGUUGAUAUUAGCUAUGUAAAUAGAAAGAAUAACGGGGAAGCGGAUAAACUAGCUAGAUGGAGUAGGAAAAAACAAAAAUAUUAUAUUAUUGAUAACUCCAAUAUUUUGCUUGUUAAGAACAAAAUCCUAAAUGGUAUUGUAAAUCGGCAUAAUAUCUUGAUAUACAGUUGUUAG